Staurois parvus is the source of this 810-nucleotide messenger RNA. The record is from the annotation of a GenBank genome assembly. Lineage: Eukaryota; Metazoa; Chordata; Amphibia; Anura; Ranidae.
AUGUUGAGUAUCGUUUUCCUCCCAGAGGAUGUUCUUCUGGAGAUUUUGUUUUUGGUUCCACCUCUGGACUUGAUCCUUCGCUGCCGGCUGGUCUGUAGGCAGUGGAGGGACGUCAUUGACUCCUCGACUCUGUGGAAGAUGAUAUGUCAUAGGAUGGGACUCAUCCCCAAAGACUGGAAACAACAGCCAAAAGACUGGAAGAAGUAUUACUAUCUCUGCAGCCACAGACGUAAUUUACUGAAAAAUACUUGUGCAAAAGAAGGGUUCAAGUUCUGGAAGUUAGAGAGAAAUGGGGGUGAUAACUGGAAGGUAGAGGUUCUGCCGGGCCAACAUGGACAAUGGCUUCCAGAUGACACAAUCACCAAGUACUUUGUAACAUCAUAUGAGAUAUGUCUGAAGUCUCAGCUUAUAGACCUCAGGAAGAUGGGAUAUAGUAAGGAAUUGAUGGACCGGGACCAGCCAGAUAUCGUCAUCAGAGAUUGGUUUGCAGCUAGGGCAGAUUGUGGCUGCGAGUACAAAAUAGAGGUGCAUCUGUUGUCUAAAGACAAGAAGGUUCUCUGUGAAUUUUCCCCGGAACCGGUAGUUAUACCGCAGUGGAGCGAUGCCCUGUGGCAAGAGAUAACCACCCACACAUUUCGGGACUACGGACCAGGAGUGCGCUAUAUAUACUUCAGUCACGGCGGGAAGGACACGCAGUGGUGGGCUGGCUGGUACGGGGUGCGUGUCACCAAUACCAGUGUCACCAUAGAACCAGAGGACCUGAGAGUGCAGUCUGUGACACCCCACACACUCCAGUACUGUAUAGAUUAA